Molecule: messenger RNA, 2130 nt
Organism: Entelurus aequoreus (snake pipefish)
Lineage: Eukaryota; Metazoa; Chordata; Actinopteri; Syngnathiformes; Syngnathidae
Gene: ccdc157
Product: coiled-coil domain containing 157
Exons: 8
Coding region: 331-2031 (566 amino acids)
Source: RefSeq, a predicted model, not a curated record
GGCCAGGCGGCAUGGUUGCGUCUUCUUACGGACCUAAAGACGACCUGCAAAAACAUAUUUAGACAGUGUGUCAUUUUAAGAAGAUGCACGAGCAAUCAAACACUUCAUAAAUACAUAUAAAAGCAAAUUUGCUGGUCGAAAACCUACUGCGUGGUGCCUUCGAUGACCCUUCUUCAAUGGCGGCGUAUUGCUUCCGGAUUUAUGCCGCAAAGAACUAUGGGACUUGGAGUUCCCAGCCUGUGUUUCCACGGAGAUGAGGUCUCAACAAGCAACCCUCUCAACGCCAUCACUCUGCGCUACUGUAUGUGGAAUGUAAAAUAAUUAAAACAAAUGUCUCAGUUUUUAGGUCGUCGGGACUGUAUAGAAAGUCUCCAGAAAGACCUUGCUGACCUCCAAGUUGCCAUUUUGGACGUUUUUUCAACAACCGGUCAAUUGCGCGUUUUCUCCUGGAAAUUCCCGGACAAACUUUCCUGUAAUCUGGAUUUGGAGUUGGAGCAGUAUGACUUUAUGGACGGAGAUGAUGAAUUUAACCAGCAUUCUCACAUCGUUUUACUGGAGUUAGUAAUAGACAGACUACUACUACUUCUCCAAGCAUCCAGUGUGUAUGUUGAGCAACUGAGCACCAUUGAGAAGACGCAACACCACCACCAGAAGGGAAGCAUGUCAAUUGGACUUGUUGUCAAAAAAUACUGGAGACUUUUAGUUCAGUUUGCCAACAUGAAGAAGUGGUACAAGAAACACGAGUUAAAAACCGACACGUUGGAUGGUGAUGAGUGUGUAUCGUCAACCUCGCGGAACGACAGCAUCACCCAUGGCUUUUCUGCACCGUCUUCAACGAGCUCUAUCACCUUUUUGGCAGAAGACGAGGCACCUUCCAGUGUCAUUCACACUCCCAAAGUUGACACCUGCAAUAUAAGUUGCCAGACUAUUCAAUCACCCUCUGCUCCCUGCGCCGUAUGUCACCAAGUUCAGUCUACUAUUAGAAGGACAGGUAAGGCAUUAGUAGAACUUCUUCAAGGUGAGGGUCUGCCCUCUUCUUUGCAACCACUCUCAAUUGCCGUGGAGGACACAGUAGACGGGGGGCAAAUGUCACCAGGUGAUGUUGCCCAAUGGGCUAGCGAGCAGCUUAAAGAUAUGCGCCGACUCGCAAAACAUGUACAGGAUGUGCGGGAUACAGUAAAGCCUCUUACCACGAAACUGGCAGAAGCAGACGUAGAGCGAAAGAAAUUGCGACAAGACAUGGAAAGUGCACAAAAGAAACUGUCAGAAGAAGUGGAAAAUCAGAAAUCCACAUGUCUUCAGAUGGAGCUUUUGUUAAAGAAAACACAAGCAACCAUGAAAGAAACAGAGGACAGGCUAUCAGAGGAGUAUGGACAACUUAGUAGAGAAUAUGCAUCCCUAAAUAAGUGCAAGUCCAGUCUGGAGGAAACAUUAACAAUACAGCAAGAUGGACUUGAAGCUCUAGAGGGUGAACGAAAUGCUCUACAGGAGAAACUGGAGACGUUACACAUAGAAAAAGAGGUAUGUUCAAAACUACAAGAGAGGAUCCAGCAGUUAGAAAGUCAAAUGUCUGAGUCUGAACUACUCCUGGAAAAAGAGAAGGCCAAAUACCACAGUGCGUGUCAUCAUCAGGAGUCAAUGCAAACAAAGCAAAAGUCUUUGCUGCAGAGAGUUUAUGCUCUCGAUGACGAGUGCGAGGAUCUGCACAGGCGGUUGGGACAGAGGGAGGAAAGUGAGAUCGACCUCUGCAGUCAACUUCAACAGAUGUCAGAGGAUAACAAACGACUACGAGUGCAAAUCACUUCACUUCAGGAUAUUAGUUCACAGCUCCAACAUGAGAAGCAGGCACUAGAAACACACUUGGACGAGUUCAAGACCACAGUGAUCGACCUCAAAGAAAGUGUGAAAUCCUGUACAGAGAGAGAAAGGUUGCUGGUGGCUUUCCCUGACCUCAGCCCCCUCGCUCACACCCAACCACAGAGUAUGCACUUGUCUUCAUUAUUCUGUUUUUUGGAAUUUAUAGGGCGAUGAUCUCUAGUCGGGAAAGGUACAGGGAGCGUGCUUUUGGAUAUGGAGCAACAGUUACAGGCCAACUGCAUCCGCAUUCGAGUCCUUGAGAAGGAGAACACC